Molecule: messenger RNA, 1038 nt
Organism: Aspergillus mulundensis
Lineage: Eukaryota; Fungi; Ascomycota; Eurotiomycetes; Eurotiales; Aspergillaceae
Product: nicotinate-nucleotide diphosphorylase (carboxylating)
Exons: 3
Coding region: 1-1038 (345 amino acids)
Biological process (GO): quinolinate catabolic process; NAD+ biosynthetic process
Cellular component (GO): cytoplasm
Molecular function (GO): nicotinate-nucleotide diphosphorylase (carboxylating) activity
Source: RefSeq, a predicted model, not a curated record
AUGAUCGUCGUCCGUGGUCACACUACUGACCUUCAACAACCUCUUUCCCCCAAGACCCUCACAUCCCAGACGGAAACAAUGGCGUCAGCACAUGGCGACCUCCGCCAUCUCCUUCCAGGCUCAUACAAGCGGCUCAUCUCUGACUGGCUGGAAGAGGACUGUCCCAGCUUCGACUAUGGCGGUUUCGUCGUCGGCGAGUCGGAGGGUGAGGCGAAGUUGCUGGGAAAGAGCGAGGGUAUGAUCGCCGGCGUACCGUUCUUCGACGAAGUCUUCUUCCAGCUCGGAUGCACAGUUCAAUGGCACCACACUGAACGAUCGACCCUCCCUGCUGGGCAAAAGACUCAUGUUGCCACUGUCCGCGGCCCGAUCCGCAAGAUCCUGCUCGGCGAGCGCGUCGCCCUGAACAUCCUCGCGCGGUGCUCGGGAAUCGCAACAAAGACCCACUCCCUCUUACAAACGCUGCGUUCGCACGGCUGGCAGGGGACGUUAGCGGGGACGCGCAAGACAACACCCGGCUUCCGGGUAGUUGAGAAGUACGGCAUUCUUGUUGGAGGCGCGGAUCCGCACAGACACGACUUGAGUAGCAUGACGAUGCUCAAGGAUAAUCAUGUCUGGGCAUGUGCGAAUAAUUCUGCUUCGCAGACUGAGAGGAAAACCACAGAUGGAGAGGAGGAUAUCGCGGCUGCGAUUCCGAAGGCCGUGCAGGCGGCGAAGGCUGUCGGGGGUUUUGCGACAAAGGUCGAGGUCGAGGUGCGGAGUGUGGAGGAGGCGAAUGCGGCGAUCGAGGCGGGCGCGGAUGUCGUUAUGCUGGAUAACUUUACGUCGGAUGGGGUGCGACAGGCUGCGAAGCAGUUGAAGGAGGAGUGGGCUGCCAAGGGGAAGUCGAGGGGCUCCUUUUUGAUUGAGGUCAGUGGUGGUUUGAAUGAAGGAAAUGCGGUGCAGUAUGUCUGUGAGGAUGUGGAUAUUCUGUCAACGAGCUCAAUCCAUCAGGGCGUUGGGAUUGUGGAUUUCUCGUUGAAGGUUUCGCUGCGCGGAUAG